Antechinus flavipes (yellow-footed antechinus) is the source of this 732-nucleotide messenger RNA. It is a transcript of the gene LYG1, whose product is annotated as lysozyme g1. The record is from RefSeq and is a predicted model, not a curated record. Gene Ontology annotation, biological process: defense response to Gram-positive bacterium; peptidoglycan catabolic process. The transcript has 5 exons. Gene Ontology annotation, cellular component: extracellular region. Bases 136 to 732 code for a protein of 198 amino acids. NCBI's taxonomy places the organism in Eukaryota, Metazoa, Chordata, Mammalia, Dasyuromorphia, Dasyuridae. Gene Ontology annotation, molecular function: lysozyme activity.
AUUUGGUCCUUCCUAUAUUUGUUUUUUUCCAUGGAAACAUUAUAGACUUUUAUGGCAUUUACUGAUGUUUUCAUUCCUUCAAACUAAUAUUUUUUCCAAAACCAUUUCAGGUACUGUAGAAUAAGAAUCAUCAAGAUGCUUGUUUCCUUCCUGCUUCUGGGACUUGUUGCCCUUAUUUACCCUACUGAAAGUAGUAAUUGGGGAUGCUAUGGAAAUAUCAGAAAUAUCAAUACCCCUGGAGCUUCAUGUAUAAUCGGAAGACGACGAGGACUGAAUUACUGUGGUGUUCGUGCUUCUGAAAGAUUGGCUGAAAUAGACUUGCCAUAUAUACAGAGGUAUCAGCCCACAUUGAGAGUGAUUGGCCAAAAAUACUGUAUGGAUCCUGCUGUGAUUGCUGGUAUCAUGUCCCGGCAGUCGCAUGGAGGCAAUGUCCUCGUCAGUGAGGGAAAUAUACCCAGUGGAAAUGUUUUGGUGCAGACUGGUGGUAUCCAGCACAUUCCUACAUAUUGGACCAGUGAAACCCAGGUUGCUCAGAAUGUUGAAACGCUGAAUAUGAGAAUCAAAGAAAUUCAGAGAAGAUUCCCAACAUGGACCACUGAUCAGUAUCUUCGAGGUGGACUUUGUGCCUACAAUGAAGGGAUAGGAUAUGUCAGAAGUAAUCAAGACCUUGGAUGUGACUUUUGCAAUGAUGUCCUGGCUCGAGCCAGAUAUUACAAGAGACGUGGAUUUUAA